UUAAUAAAUGCCUAAAGACGCUAGAGGAAAAAAUAGGAAAUGGGGAAAUCACAAGGAUAGACAAUUCGAAUAAGUCAACGAAGGCGAAUUGAUCGAAUAAUUAAAACAUCAAGCAGAAGAUGAUUCAGAAGAUGAUGAGGAAGUUGAAUAAUAGGAUCAACCUUAAAAAGUUGAACAAAAAGAGGGAGCUUAAGAGGAGCAAUAGUAAGAAAAAAAGAAGAAAAAGAAAAAGUAAACCAAAUUUUCAUGUAAUUAGACGAGUGACUGCUGAGGGAGUACCAAAACCGAAAAAAUAAAAGAGAAAUCUUGAUAUGCCUGAAUCUGAAGAAGAAGACGAGUCAUAAUAUUAUUGAAUGUGAUAUAUAGAUGAUUUAAUAUUAACAUAAUUAUUUAG
Molecule: messenger RNA, 394 nt
Organism: Paramecium octaurelia
Lineage: Eukaryota; Ciliophora; Oligohymenophorea; Peniculida; Parameciidae
Source: the annotation of a GenBank genome assembly